Molecule: messenger RNA, 1022 nt
Organism: Culicoides brevitarsis
Lineage: Eukaryota; Metazoa; Arthropoda; Insecta; Diptera; Ceratopogonidae
Gene: Ppt1
Product: palmitoyl-protein thioesterase 1
Exons: 3
Coding region: 51-950 (299 amino acids)
Biological process (GO): receptor-mediated endocytosis; protein depalmitoylation
Cellular component (GO): lysosome
Molecular function (GO): palmitoyl-(protein) hydrolase activity
Source: RefSeq, a predicted model, not a curated record
UAACAACAAAAAUAUUAUUCUCUGUCAAUUUCUGCAAAUUUUACCUAAAAAUGUCGAAAAUAUUAAAAAUUUCAUUAAUUUUUGUCGUUUUUAGCCAAAUAAAAUGCGAAUCUCCGGUCUUACCGAUCGUUUUGUGGCACGGAAUGGGAGAUACUUGCUGUUUUCCCUUCAGUUUAGGCCAUUUUAAGAAGACUUUGGAAGCGGAAAUCCCGAAUGUGUAUGUUCGUUCAAUCGAAAUCGGCGGAAAUAUCUUCAAGGAUUUCGAGUCUGGCUAUUUUAUUCAUCCCAUGCAUCAACUUGAUCAAGUUUGUGAGUCACUGACUAAGGAUCCGAAACUCAAAAAUGGCUUUCAUGCCGUCGGAUUCUCCCAAGGAGGACUUUUUCUACGAACUUUGCAACAAAAUUGCCCGGGUCCUCUACCAAUGCGCAAUUUAAUUUCCUUCGGCGGACCUCAACAAGGCGUCUUUGGACUUCCAGCAUGUCCUUCUCUCACGUCAAAAACUUGCGAAUACCUCCGAGAAUCGUUAAAUUUCGCCGCUUACACGUCUUACAUGCAAGAUUAUUUGGUUCAAGCAACGUACUGGCAUGACCCGUUGCACGAAGAAAAAUAUCGGAAUUUUAGUUCGUUUCUCGCGUACUUCAAUGGCGAAACUUCAGUGACGUUCACAGAAGCGAUUUAUAAUUUACAGCAGUUGCAAAAAUUGGUGCUAGUUAAGUUUUUGAACGAUACAAUUGUGGUGCCGCGCGAAUCAGAAUGGUUCGGAUUUUAUCGUCCGGGACAAGAUAAGGAAGUAGUUGGGAUGGAGGAGACCCGUGUGUUCAAAGAAGAUUUAAUGGGAUUGAAAAAAAUGAAGGAAAAUGGGCAACUUGUGAUGUUGGCAACGGAAGGAGAUCAUUUGCAGUUCACCAAAGAGUGGUUUAUGGAAAAUAUUUUGCCAUAUUUGAAGUAAAAGAAGAUUGAAAAAAAAACAAAUCAAAGAUAAAAUAUAAAUUUUAUGAUAAAAAAAAUAAUCAAUAAAAAA